Molecule: messenger RNA, 4965 nt
Organism: Parus major (Great Tit)
Lineage: Eukaryota; Metazoa; Chordata; Aves; Passeriformes; Paridae
Gene: ADGRB2
Product: adhesion G protein-coupled receptor B2
Exons: 30
Coding region: 105-4487 (1460 amino acids)
Biological process (GO): cell surface receptor signaling pathway; negative regulation of angiogenesis; G protein-coupled receptor signaling pathway
Cellular component (GO): plasma membrane
Molecular function (GO): G protein-coupled receptor activity
Source: RefSeq, a predicted model, not a curated record
GGGAGGCCGUGGAUGGAGCUCCUGGAUGUGGCCGGCUCACGGCAGAGCCCGGGAGAUGCUGGCUGGGAUUUAGGAGGGCUGGCAGGAAGGGCAAAUGCCAUAGGAUGACCGCUGCUGGUCCCCUCUUACUGGCUGUGAUAUCGUCUGUCCUGUGGCUCACGCGGGGCUUCGACCCGGCUCCCAGUGCCUGCUCCGCCCUGGCCUCCGGCGUCCUCUACGGCUCCUUCUCCCUCAAGGACCUGUUCCCCACCAUCUCCUCCGGCUGCUCCUGGACCCUGGAGAACCCCGACCCCACCAAGUACUCGCUCUACCUCCGCUUCAACCGGGAGGAGCAGGUCUGCACCCACUUCUCGCCCAUGGUGCUGCCCCUCGAUCACUACCUGGCCAACUACACCUGCGACCCCCGGGGCGAGGCCAGCCCCGUGCCCGUGCAGCCCCCGGAGCAGCAGCAGGAGGAGGAGGAGGAUGAGGAAGCCGAGCUGGAGCUGUGUGAGGGCGCGGGGCCCUUCACCUUCCUGCACUUCGACAAGAACUUCGUCCAGCUGUGCCUGGCAGCCGAGCCCGAGGCGGCCCCGCGGCUGCUGGAGCCACAAGCGCUGGAAUUCCGCUUCGUGGAGGUGCUGCUCAUCAACAACAACAACUCCAGCCAGUUCACCUGCAGCGUGCUGUGCCGCUGGCUCGAGGAGUGCCUGCAGGCUCCCGGUGCUCGCCGCUGUGGCUUCACCCACGCCGGCUGCAGCUGCCAGGCCGAGACCCCUCCGGCUCCCCGGCGCAACGGCACCCGGCCCCCGGCCCCCGUGCCCACCCCGGUGCCCGCCGCCCCCGACUGCUGCCCCACCGAGCUGCAUUCUGCGAAUGCCAACGAGCUCGAGCUGCCCGAGGUGCCACACGGCAAUGCGGUUGAGGAGAACCAGAAGGUGAAGACCCAGUGGCCACGGUCAGCGGAUGAACCCGGGGUCUACAUGGCCCAGACAGUUCCCGGUGCGUGGGAGGAGUGGUCCCCGUGGAGCCUGUGCUCGGUGACCUGCGGGCGAGGGGCCAGGACCAGGACACGGCACUGCGUGGCCGCGCGGCACCGAGGGAAGGCCUGCGAGGGCCCCGAGCUGCAGGCCAAGCCCUGCAAUAUCGCGAUCUGCCCGGUGGAAGGGCAGUGGCUGGAGUGGGGCGCCUGGAGCCGCUGCUCCGUCACCUGUGCCAAUGGCACCCAGCAGCGGACGCGCAAGUGCAGCGUCUCGGCCCACGGCUGGGCCGAGUGCCGGGGGGCCCACGCCGACGCCCGGGAGUGCUCCAACCCCACAUGUCCCACAGACAGCAAAUGGGGUCCCUGGAACCACUGGAGCCUCUGCUCCAAGACCUGCGACACCGGCUGGCAGCGGCGCUUCCGCAUGUGUGAGGGCACGGGCAUGCAGGGCUACCCCUGCGAGGGCACCGGCGAGGAGGUGAAGACCUGCAACGAGAAGAAGUGCCCAGCCUACCAUGAGAUGUGCAAGGAUGAGUACGUGAUGCUGAUGACCUGGAAGAAAACAGCUGCGGGGGAGAUCAUCUACAACAAAUGUCCCCCCAAUGCCACAGGGACUGCCAGCCGCCGGUGCCUGCUGAGCCCCCAUGGGGUCGCCUAUUGGGGUGUGCCCAGCUUUGCCCGCUGCGUCUCCCACGAGUACAGAUACUUGCAUCUCUCACUGCGGGAGCACCUGGCGAAGGGCCAGCGGGUGCUGGCAGGGGAGGGAAUGUCCCAGGUGGUGCGGAGCCUGCUGGAGCUCAUGGCCCGCAAGACCUACUACAGCGGUGACCUGCUCUUCUCCGUGGACAUCCUGCGCAACGUCACCGACACCUUCAAGAGGGCCACCUACAUCCCGUCCUCCGAGGACGUGCAGCGCUUCUUCCAGGUGGUGAGCUACAUGGUGGAUGUGGAGAACCGAGAUAAGUGGGAGGAUGCCCAGCAGGUCUCUCCCGGCUCCGUGCACCUGAUGAAAGUGGUGGAGGACUUCAUCCACCUGGUCGGGAACGCGCUGAAGGCUUUCCAGAGCUCCCUCAUCGUCACUGACAACCUGGUGACCAGCAUCCAGCGGGAGCCCGUGUCCGCCGUGUCCAGCGACAUCAACUUCCCCAUGAAGGGGCGACGGGGGAUGAAGGACUGGGCCCGCAGCUCUGAGGACAAGCUCUUCAUCCCCAGGGAGGUGCUGAGCCUCACCUCAGCCGAAGCCGAGGAGUCGUCGCACUUCGUCAUCGGGGCAGUGCUGUACCGCACGCUGGGGCUCAUCCUGCCCCCGCCCAGGAGCCCCCUGGCCGUCACCUCCAAGGUGCUGACGGUGACGGUGCGCCCGCCGACCCGGCCCGCGGAGCCACUCGUGCUGGUGGAGCUCUCCCACAUCAUCAACGGCACGUCCCACCCGCAGUGUGUCACCUGGGACUACUCGAGGACGGAUGCUGGCUUGGGAAACUGGGACACGGAGAGCUGCCAAACCCUGGAGACCCUCCCGGCACACACCAAAUGCCAGUGCCGCCAGCUCGCCACCUUCGCCGUCCUCGCCCAGCUGCCCAGAGACCUGGCCAUGGACCCCUCGGGGACACCGUCGGUGCCACUGAUGAUCGGCUGUGCCGUGUCCUGCAUGGCCCUGCUCACCCUGCUGGUGAUCUACGCGGCCUUCUGGAGGUUCAUCAAGUCGGAGCGCUCCAUCAUCCUGCUCAAUUUCUGCGUCUCCAUCCUGGCUUCCAACAUCCUCAUCCUCGUGGGCCAGUCCCAGAUGCUCAGCAAGGGCGUGUGCACCAUGACUGCCGCCUUCCUCCACUUCUUCUUCCUCUCGUCCUUCUGCUGGGUGCUGACCGAGGCCUGGCAAUCCUACCUGGCGGUGAUCGGCCGGAUCCGGACACGCCUGGUCAGGAAGCGCUUCCUGUGCUUGGGAUGGGGCUUGCCAGCCCUCGUGGUUGCCGUCUCCGUCGGCUUCACGCGGACCAAAGGCUACGGGACAGCGAGCUACUGCUGGCUCUCGCUGGAGGGCGGUUUGCUCUACGCCUUCGUGGGACCCGCUGCUGUCAUUGUGCUGGUGAACAUGCUGGUGGGCAUCAUCGUCUUCAACAAGCUCAUGUCCCGCGAUGGCAUUUCAGAUAAGUCCAAAAAGCAGCGAGCUGGGGCAUCGCUGUGGAGCUCCUGCGUGGUCCUGCCUCUGCUGGCGCUGACCUGGAUGUCGGCCGUGCUCGCCAUGACCGACCGGCGCUCCAUCCUCUUCCAGGUCCUCUUCGCCGUCUUCAACUCCGUCCAGGGCUUCGUCAUCAUCACCGUGCACGGCUUCCUGCGCCGAGAGGUCCAGGACGUGGUGAAGUGUCAGAUGGGGGGGUGCAGGAGCGAGGAGAAUGAAAACUCGCCCGACUCCUGCAAGAACGGGCAGGUGCAGAUCCUGACAGAUUUUGAAAAGGACGUUGACCUGGCAUGUCAGACAGUGCUGUUCAAAGAGGUGAACACCUGCAACCCCGCCACCAUCACGGGCACCUUGUCCCGCAUCUCCCUGGAUGGGGACGAAGACCCCAAGCUCAACACUACCUCGGAAGGUGGCCUGGGCUUCUCCAGCCUGCCGGGGAACAUCCCCCCCGCCAGCAUCCUGGUGCAGGUGCCCAAGAUGACGCCCAACGUGGUAGCGGGUCUGACGGAGCUGGGCGAGCCGCCGGCGCAGCAGCUCAGCCUGGAGGCGCCGGGUCCCGUUUACCUGUGCACGGAGAGCAGCCUGCGGCCCCUGGAAUACGGCUGGAUCCGGGCCCCCGAGCCCCCCCGCGAGAGCGAUUACAUGAUGCUGCCCCGCCGCACCGGCAGCCUCAAGCCCUUCCCCCGGGACGAGGGGACGCUCGGUGGCGGCGCAGAGGAGACGGUGCCCGGUGGGACGGGGCGCCCGGCAGCCGAAGGGGACGCUUACCCCGGUUUUGUGGCCGUGGAUCACGUCAACGUGAACCUGAACCAGCCCUACGCGACGGUGAAGGCUCCCUACGGCCUCCAGUUCAAGCAGCAUCCCACGGUGAGGCAGAUCCUGGCCUCGGAGCUGUCGGAGCGCAGCCGCACCAUGCCCCGAACCGUGCCCGGCUCUGCCAUGAAAGUGGGGUCCCUGGAGAGGAAGAGGUUGCGGUACUCUGACCUGGACUUUGAGAAGGUGAUGCACACACGGAAACGUCACUCUGAGCUCUACCAUGAGCUCAACCAGAAAUUCCACACGCUGGACCGGUACCGGGCUUCAUCCACCGGCUCCUCCAAGCGAGAAAAGCGGUGGAGCGUCUCGUCGGGCGGCGGGGACAAGAGCACAGGCAACGAUGUGACCAGCCCCGAGGAGCAGCGGCCGAAGGCUCCGGCCGCGCCGCCCAAGCCGUGGAGCACAUUCAAGGCGAUGACGCUGGGCUCGCUGCCCAGUGCCCAGCGGGACCGGCUGGAGCUGUGCCGGGCAGACUGGGACAGCCCCUGCGCCGGCCUGGACGCGGCCGACGGCGACUUCCAGACAGAGGUGUGAGCCCUGCGCCCACCGCCGCCGCCUCCGCCCCGUGCGCGGCCCCGCGAGCCGAUACGCUGGGUUUGCUCCGCGCUCUGGGGCAGCCGGGGGGUCCCUGCCUGGCCGGAGCCGUUUUCCCCCCCCGGGAGAACCGCCUCCCACUCGUCCUCACGCGGUUCCUCCUCCUGCCACCCCCCGGACGCGGGUGUGGAGGGGACCCGUGCCCUCUUCCCCCAAAAUGCUCCCCCACGCUCACGCCUGCACCCCCACCCUGGGGCAGGACCGGCCGUCGAGGCCCUCAGACCUUCGUUCUUUUCUACCGGGAUGUUUCUUCACGCCGUGCACCGUGUGCACGUGAGCGGCCACCCCCCGGGACCCCCCCAACCCCGGGACCCCCGCGGCCGCCCCCUCCCAGCCCUCCCCACCGUCCCCACCCCACGGGGCAGGUGCUGUCGUUGUUGGAAAUAAAAGUUCACUCUCUGUGGUGCCGUGGGGCCGC